AUGACCCCUUCUAUUUCCCUCGACCACACCACGCCGGCAGUCGUGCCAGAGUCUAGCGAGACCCCUGCCGCCUUCACGCCUACCAAUGAGCUCUUCUCUCUAGCCGGUCGCACAGUCAUGAUUACCGGAGGCGGCCGUGGUUUGGGUAUGUGCCUGUCCACUGCCGUUCUCGAGGCUGGUGGUGAUGUUGCCUGUCUUGACCUACUGCCGGAGCCAAGCGAGGAGGAGUGGACUGCCGUGCAGAAGACAGCUAAGCAGCGCGGUCUUCAGGCAACAUACACCCAGUGCGAUAUCACAAAUGAGGAGAACACCAAGAAGGUGCUUGAAGACAUUGCGGCAGAGGGUAUACGUCGGAACAAGCCUUUGCGCGGUACCAUUACUUGUGCCGGCAUUCAACAGAUGGUUCCUGCCCUUGAUUAUCCUAUUGAUGGAUACCGGAAGAUGUUGGAUGUGAAUGUCCUCGGAACAUUUAUUACUGCUAAGCAUUGCGCGCGCAUCUUCGUGGAGCAGAAGACCCCCGGCAGCAUUGUGAUGAUUGCAUCAAUGUCUGGACAGAUUGCCAACCGAGGAUUAACGUGUACCGCAUAUAACUCCUCCAAAGCCGCUGUACACCAAAUGUGCCGAUCGGUCGCUCAAGAAUGGGGCCAGCAUAACAUUCGUGUGAAUACACUCUCAGCAGGGUAUAUCCGCACUGCCAUGACCGAUGCCUUGCUUCAAGAGAAGCCCGAUUUGGAGGAGACCUGGAUGCGCGGUGCCCUUCUUGGCCGCCUUGGUGCCCCCGAGGACUUCAAGGGGCCCACCGUAUACAUGCUCACUGACGCUAGUGCUUGGAUGACUGGUGCCGAUCUCCGCGUCGACGGCGGUCACUGUGCGUCAGCAUAA
Molecule: messenger RNA, 882 nt
Organism: Penicillium soppii
Lineage: Eukaryota; Fungi; Ascomycota; Eurotiomycetes; Eurotiales; Aspergillaceae
Product: oxidoreductase, short chain dehydrogenase/reductase family
Exons: 4
Coding region: 1-882 (293 amino acids)
Cellular component (GO): intracellular anatomical structure
Molecular function (GO): oxidoreductase activity, acting on NAD(P)H, oxygen as acceptor
Source: RefSeq, a predicted model, not a curated record